GGCGGCGGGCACGAUGGCCGCGCACCUGUCCUACGGGCGGGUGAACUUGAACGUGCUGCGCGAGGCGGUGCGCCGCGAGCUGCGCGAGUUCCUGGACAAGUGCGCGGGAAGCAAGGCAAUUGUGUGGGAUGAGUACUUAACAGGACCAUUUGGCCUGAUCGCACAGUAUUCACUCCUAAAGGAGCAUGAAGUGGAGAAAAUGUUCACUCUUAAAGGAAGUCGUUUGCCCGCAGCUGAUGUCAAGAAUAUCAUUUUUUUUGUCAGACCCAGGCUAGAAUUGAUGGAUAUAAUUGCUGAAAAUGUGCUCAGCGAAGACAGACGUGGCCCAGCCAGAGACUUCCACAUUUUGUUUGUGCCACGCCGCAGCUUGCUAUGUGAACAGCGGCUCAAGGACCUGGGUGUUUUGGGAUCCUUUAUCCACCGGGAGGAGUACAGCUUAGAUCUCAUUCCAUUUGAUGGGGAUCUCUUGUCCAUGGAAUCAGAGGGUGCAUUCAAAGAGUGCUACCUGGAGGGUGACCAGACAAGCCUGUACCAUGCUGCCAAGGGGCUGAUGACCCUGCAAGCACUGUAUGGAACAAUCCCCCAGAUCUUUGGGAAAGGAGAAUGUGCCCGGCAAGUGGCCAAUAUGAUGAUCCGGAUGAAGAGAGAGUUUACAGGAAGCCAAAAUUCAAUAUUUCCUGUGUUUGAUAACCUCUUAUUGCUUGAUCGAAAUGUGGACUUGUUAACACCUCUUGCCACCCAGCUUACAUAUGAAGGACUCAUUGAUGAAAUUUAUGGCAUUCAGAACAGUUAUGUGAAGUUACCUCCAGAGAAAUUUGCACCUAAGAAGCAGGGUGAUGGUGGGAAGGACCUCCCCACAGAGGCAAAGAAGCUUCAGCUGAACUCUGCUGAGGAGCUCUACGCUGAGAUCCGCGACAGGAAUUUCAAUGCUGUGGGAUCUGUGCUCAGCAAGAAGGCGAAGGUCAUCUCUGCGGCAUUUGAGGAGAGGCACAAUGCCAAGACAGUGGGGGAGAUCAAGCAGUUUGUUUCCCAGUUGCCUCAUAUGCAGGCAGCACGGGGAUCCCUUGCAAACCACACCUCGAUUGCAGAGCUAAUCAAAGAUAUCACUACUUCAGAAGACUUUUUUGAUAAGUUAACUGUGGAACAGGAGUUUAUGUCUGGAAUAGACACUGAUAAGGUCAACAACUACAUUGAGGACUGUAUUGCCCGGAAGCAUCCCCUGAUCAAGGUGUUAAGACUAGUUUGUCUCCAGUCCGUGUGCAAUAGUGGACUCAAGCAAAAGGUGUUGGAUUAUUACAAAAGAGAAAUUCUCCAGACUUAUGGCUAUGAGCACAUACUGACCUUGAACAACCUAGAGAAGGCUGGCCUGCUAAAGCCACAGACUGGGGGCCGAAACAAUUACCCAACAAUUCGGAAAACAUUGCGCCUCUGGAUGGAUGACGUUAAUGAACAAAAUCCCACGGACAUAUCCUAUGUGUAUAGUGGUUAUGCACCACUCAGUGUCCGACUCGCUCAGCUGCUUUCCCGGCCUGGCUGGCGGAGUAUCGAAGAGGUGCUCCGUAUUCUUCCAGGGCCCCACUUUGAGGAACGGCAGCCGCUGCCCACAGGUCUACAAAAGAAACGUCAACCAGGAGAAAGCCGAGUGACCCUGAUAUUUUUCCUUGGGGGUGUAACUUUUGCUGAAAUUGCUGCUCUGCGAUUUCUCUCCCAGUUGGAAGAUGGAAGUACAGAGUAUGUCAUUGCCACCACUAAGCUGAUAAAUGGAAACAGCUGGAUGGAGGCUCUAAUGGAAACCCCUUUCUAAGGUGCUCAAAGGGGACCUGACACUUCCACUGCAGAACGUUCAGGAAGUUGCUGGAAAGAAGUGAAAUCCCAUAGAAGCAUAGGAGUACAGAAGUUACCAUGGAGUUUCCAUCGAACUUUGUUUUUCCGGCUUCUCCUUUGUGCUCUUAAUUUCUGAAGAAAGAACAAUCAACUUGGAUAAAGAGACACUGAUCUGAGCAUGGUGACUUAUGCCUGGAAUCCUAGCACUCUGGAGGCUAAGGCAGGAAGAUUGCAAUGAUUCUGAGGCCAAUAUUGGGUCUAUAUCAGGUAUGUCCAACCUGUGGCCAGUGGGCUGAAUGCAUCCCAAGAUGGCUAUGAAUGCAGCUCAAUACAUGUGUAGAAGACAGUGUCAUGACACAAUGUCAAAAACUUAGACACUUGGGCUGGAGGGAUAGCUUACUGGUUAAGGCAUUUGCCUGAAAAGCCUGAAAAGACUUAGGUUUGACUCCCCAAGACCUCUGUAAGCCAGAUGCACAAGGGGCACACGCAUCAGGAAUUCAU
This is a messenger RNA of Jaculus jaculus (lesser Egyptian jerboa), 2325 nucleotides long. It is a transcript of the gene Vps33a, whose product is annotated as VPS33A core subunit of CORVET and HOPS complexes. The coding region runs from base 14 to 1804 and encodes 596 amino acids. Lineage: Eukaryota; Metazoa; Chordata; Mammalia; Rodentia; Dipodidae. Gene Ontology annotation, biological process: intracellular protein transport; vesicle-mediated transport. The transcript has 13 exons. The record is from RefSeq and is a predicted model, not a curated record. Gene Ontology annotation, cellular component: CORVET complex; lysosome.